Molecule: messenger RNA, 4223 nt
Organism: Nannospalax galili (Upper Galilee mountains blind mole rat)
Lineage: Eukaryota; Metazoa; Chordata; Mammalia; Rodentia; Spalacidae
Gene: Shc1
Product: SHC adaptor protein 1
Exons: 12
Coding region: 1031-2785 (584 amino acids)
Biological process (GO): cell surface receptor protein tyrosine kinase signaling pathway; intracellular signal transduction
Cellular component (GO): plasma membrane
Molecular function (GO): receptor tyrosine kinase binding
Source: RefSeq, a predicted model, not a curated record
UGUAGUCCAGGGAUUGGCCUUAACUAGUACCUGACCUCUCUUCUCAUCUUGCUUUCCCCACCAGGCCUGUGGAGAAGGGGGCAGAGUAAUGCUUGUCAGGGAGUCUGUUGCUCCUUGGUAGAUGCCAUAUGUGGAGAAUAGGCCUGACCAACAUGUCCUCUUGCUGUAGCCUGAUGCACCACCCUAGUCGGACUAUCCCCCAUGCUUCACUUUCACUAGCUUUGCCUUUCUUGCUGGCCUUGCUCUGCAUCUGCUGGUACCACUUCCUCCCUUCCCCAUUUCCAAGCUCUAGUCCACAGCUGUUGUGGCAGAGGAUGCUAAUGGCUCAGGCCCCCUGGGACCACCACCCCACUGGAUGUAUUAAUGAUGGGGGUGGUCUGGGUUGGAGGAUGAGGGAAUCAAGAAUUCAGCCAGGACAGGAAGGGAAAUGCUGGGCUCUGGGAUCCCCUCCCUUUUCCACCAGCAGUGGCUUCUGUUUCCUCCCUCAUUCCUCCUAGCCUCUCCUGGCUUCCUGCUCUCUUUGACCUGCUCAUGUCCGGUUUGGAUUAAUCCAGAGUUCCUCUUAUCUCCUUUCUUUUUUUCCUGCUCCUCCAUCCUUCCCUCCAGUCCAGAUAACUAGUUGUUUGUACUGAGCAAGGGAAAGGGGUACGGCUAGCUACCUCUACCUUAGGUGGGGGUGGGAUUGAGCUGGCUCAGCCCCUCUGAGCCUGUGAGUCAGCACUGUCCUUGGGAUUGGUCUCUCCUUAGUUCCCCGCCCCUGGGGAGGAGCCAGUUAGCUCUGGGUCCAGCCUGUUCUCCUCUGCCAUAAGAGGCUCCACGCUGGGAUGGCCGAGGAAGGGGCCUGAAACUGGCUAGUUCUCAUCCGUGGGAGAGCAGAAGCUACUUGUUCUUUGCCUCCCCAGGACUUCUGUGACCACUGGGCUGCAGGGGUCAGACCAGGCUAAGGGCCUGGGGAGGGCCCCUGCCUGGCCCCCUUGCCUGAACUGGCAGGGGGGCCAGGCCAGGGAGCAGUCGCCUUCUCAUCCCAGCCAUGGAUCUUCUACCUCCCAAGCUGAAGUACAACCCACUUCGAAAUGAGUCUCUGUCAUCGCUGGAGGAGGGGGCUUCAGGGUCCACUCCCCCGGAGGAGCUGCCUUCCCCAUCAGCCUCAUCCCUGGGACCCAUUCUGCCAACUCUGCCUGGGAACGAUAGUCCGACUACCCUGUGCUCCUUCUUUCCCCGAAUGAGCAACCUCAAGCUGGCCAAUCCUGCUGGGGGGCGCCUGGGGCCUAAGGGGGAGCCAGGAAAAGCCGCUGAAAAUGGGGAAGGGGUUGCUGGGGCAGCUGGGCGGGACUCAGGCCUCCUGCCCCUCCUCCAGGACAUGAACAAGCUGAGUGGAGGCGGCGGGCGCAGGACUCGGGUAGAAGGGGGCCAGCUGGGGGGCGAGGAGUGGACCAGACACGGGAGCUUUGUCAAUAAGCCCACGCGGGGCUGGCUGCAUCCCAACGACAAAGUCAUGGGACCUGGGGUUUCCUAUUUGGUUCGGUACAUGGGUUGUGUGGAGGUUCUGCAGUCAAUGCGAGCCCUUGACUUCAAUACCCGGACUCAGGUCACCAGGGAGGCCAUCAGUUUGGUGUGUGAGGCCGUGCCGGGUGCCAAGGGGGCGACAAGGAGGAGAAAGCCCUGUAACCGCCCACUCAGCUCUAUCCUGGGGAGGAGUAACCUGAAGUUCGCUGGAAUGCCAAUCACUCUCACUGUGUCCACCAGCAGCCUUAACCUCAUGGCCUCAGACUGCAAGCAGAUCAUUGCCAACCAUCACAUGCAAUCUAUCUCAUUUGCGUCCGGUGGGGAUCCGGACACAGCCGAGUAUGUCGCCUAUGUUGCCAAAGACCCUGUGAAUCAGAGAGCCUGCCACAUCCUGGAGUGUCCUGAAGGGCUUGCCCAGGACGUCAUCAGCACCAUUGGUCAGGCCUUUGAAUUGCGCUUCAAACAAUACCUCAGGAACCCUCCCAAGCUGGUCACCCCUCAUGACAGGAUGGCUGGCUUUGAUGGCUCAGCUUGGGAUGAGGAAGAAGACGAACCACCCGACCAUCAGUACUAUAAUGACUUCCCAGGAAAGGAACCCCCUCUUGGUGGGGUGGUAGACAUGAGGCUUCGGGAAGGAGCUGCUUCAGGAGCUGUUCGACCCACUCUGCCCAGUGCCCAGAUGCCCAGCCAUCUGGGAGCUACACUGCCUGUAGGGCAACCAACUGUAGGAGACUCCGAAGUCCGAAAACAGAUUCUUCCUCCACCACCCUGCCCAGCAGGCAGAGAACUUUUUGAUGAUCCCUCCUAUGUCAACAUCCAGAACCUAGACAAAGCCCGGCAAGCUGGGGGCGGGGCUGGGCCCCCCAGUCUUGCUGUCAAUGGCAGCACACCCCGAGACCUUUUUGACAUGAAGCCCUUUGAAGAUGCCCUUCGGGUGCCUCAACCUUCUCAGUCUAUGUCCAUGGCUGAGCAACUUCAAGGGGAGUCCUGGUUCCAUGGGAAGCUGAGCCGGCGGGAGGCAGAGGCACUGCUGCAGCUCAAUGGUGACUUCUUGGUGCGAGAGAGCACCACUACACCUGGCCAGUAUGUGCUCACUGGCCUGCAGAGUGGGCAGCCCAAGCACCUGCUUCUGGUGGACCCUGAGGGUGUGGUUCGGACAAAGGAUCACCGCUUUGAGAGUGUCAGUCACCUCAUCAGCUAUCACAUGGACAAUCAUUUGCCCAUCAUCUCUGCAGGCAGUGAACUAUGUCUACAGCAACCUGUGGAGCGGAAACUGUGAUCGGUCUAGGCUUCUCUCCUAGAGGAUACCUGCCAGCCCCUUCCACUCUAUUCCUUAACCCUCAGGACCUCUGUUCUGUGGGUUUGGCCUUGGGUGGGAGCUGGGAAGAGUGGACACUGGGUUUAAUGCCCACCUGAGAGAGAGGGUUUGAGUCAGGAGCCUGGAGUAGCAGUCUGCUUCUCCCCAAACCUCACCAAAGUAUUAAUGUACAGAGUGGCCCCCUUGCCUGGGCCUUUCCUGUGCCAACCUGAUGCCUGUUCCCCAAGAAGGUGGGUGCUUUAAUGAAAAAUGUCCUGUGGUGAUAGGCCCAGUGGAGCAAUCACCCUUCUGGGGAAAGGGAAACAAAUCAUACCUCUGGCCUACCCCUGGACUUCAGGGUACCCCAGAUCCCUCUUAACAUAUGCCAUCCUCUAUGUCCCCUGUUAAAACUUCGUGCCUUUGACUAUCUCCUAGGUGUACAGAUACUUUGCAGUUCUCAGGCCCCUGAACUGGGGACAGGGGUGCUGACACCUUGACUUCUGUGACCCUGUCCUCUUGCUCAGCACCACUUCCAGUUUGGGGGGGAAGAAUAAGGGUAGGAGUGGCAGCUAUGUCCUCUGCCUUCUGGAUAUACAGCCUUUAAGAGAUUUCCCCAGAGCCCCACCUCCUGGCCAAGGGGGAAUUGGACCCUGCUCUUGCUCAGUGCCUCCUGGCCCUUUCUUCCAAGGAGCCUGUAUAGGUUUCUUAGGCCUGCCCCUCCUGUGUUGCAUGUGUGGUCUAUUCUACAGCCAAAGCAUAGUCCUUUUCUGCAGCUCCACCCCAUCUCCCCCUUCUGGGCUGGGGGUGUGUGACUGAGCUUGGGCCUCCUAUAUGUACAGAUAACCUCCAGGUGUGGUUUUGUGGAGGCACUGCCACUGAAGCAGGAGACAAUCCCAGGUACCAUCUGUAGACUUAGAACUGCACUCAUUUUCAUUUUACAUGCAUACAUUUUUAGGACUACAUUUAUUUUUAAGUUUUGUUUCUCAUGGCUUACUUUUGAGCACAAAAUUAUAAUUGAUAACAUUUAUACAUAACCUUUUUGACUUUUCCAAGCCCUUUUACAACUGUUGGUGUUUGCCUCCCUCUGGCCUGGAGGUAACUAGGACCGACAGGACUUUUGUUUUUUUAUUUUUCCAAGAGAAACCGGAGAUUAGAAAACCUGGGUCUCUUAGGACAAGGCAGUAAGGCAGAAGGUUGGAUGCACGGUGUCGUGGGGUUGUGAUGUGGCAGCUUGCUGCUGGUAUUGCGUUCCUUCUGCCUGUGGGCUGAUAUGACUGAAACUUGCUGCGCACUCUUUAGGCCAUACGAAUAAGGGGGAGCCGAAGGUUUUCAAUCUCGGCCUUCGCCUUUUUCGGUUUGGGUCUUUCCGGAGUCUCUCACACCAAAGGAAGAGCCUUCAUUAAAGUCUGUAUUUCUUCUA